This is a messenger RNA of Antechinus flavipes (yellow-footed antechinus), 5569 nucleotides long. It is a transcript of the gene ADCYAP1R1, whose product is annotated as ADCYAP receptor type I. The record is from RefSeq and is a predicted model, not a curated record. Gene Ontology annotation, cellular component: plasma membrane; neuron projection. Lineage: Eukaryota; Metazoa; Chordata; Mammalia; Dasyuromorphia; Dasyuridae. Gene Ontology annotation, biological process: cell surface receptor signaling pathway; adenylate cyclase-modulating G protein-coupled receptor signaling pathway. Gene Ontology annotation, molecular function: G protein-coupled peptide receptor activity; peptide hormone binding; vasoactive intestinal polypeptide receptor activity. Bases 93 to 1592 code for a protein of 499 amino acids. The transcript has 15 exons.
CAGACCUGCCGGCGCCCCCGGCUUAGAGACUGCCCCCGCCUCCGUCCCAGGGUCCCACACUGCGGGCCAGCCCUCGCCCGAGAGGCAGCGUCAUGGCGGCCGCCGUCCUCCUCCUCCUGCUGCUGCCCACGGCUGCUGCCAUGCACUCGGACUGCAUCCUGAAGAAGGAGGAAGCCAUGUGCCUGGAGAAGAUUGAGCGGGCUAAUGAGAUGAUGGUGCUGAACGGGUCCGAGCCAGGCUGUCCGGGGAUGUGGGACAACAUCACGUGCUGGAGGCCGGCCGCCGUGGGACAGGUCGUGGAGGUUGGCUGCCCCGAGCUCUUCCAGAUUGUCAAUGAAGGAGGAUUUGACUUAGCUGACAAUGAAGCUCUGGAGUCUUCAGACACCGGGGUGGUGAGCAGGAACUGCACUGAGGACGGCUGGUCCGAGCCCUUCCCCCACUAUUUUGAUGCUUGUGGAUACGACGACUACCUUGAGGGGGGAGGGAACCAGGAUUACUACUACCUGUCGGUGAAGGCGCUCUACACGGUGGGCUACAGCACCUCCCUGGUCUCCCUCACCACGGCCAUGGUCAUCUUGUGCCGCUUCCGGAAGCUGCACUGCACCCGCAACUUCAUCCACAUGAAUCUCUUCGUCUCCUUCAUCCUGCGGGCGAUAUCCGUCUUUAUCAAGGACUGGAUCCUGUACGCGGAGCAGGACAACAACCACUGCUUCACCUCCACCGUGGAGUGCAAAGCCGUGAUGGUCUUCUUCCAUUACUGCGUCAUGUCCAACUACUUCUGGCUCUUCAUCGAGGGCCUCUACCUCUUCACGCUCCUGGUGGAGACCUUCUUCCCCGAGCGCAGAUACUUCUACUGGUACAGCAUCAUCGGCUGGGGGACCCCGACCAUCUGCGUGACUGUCUGGGCCGUGCUGAGGAUCCACUUUGAUGACAACGGCUGCUGGGACAUGAAUGACAACACAGCCCUGUGGUGGGUCAUCAAAGGCCCAGUGGUGGGCUCCAUCAUGAUCAACUUUGUCCUGUUCAUCGGCAUCAUCGUGAUCCUGGUGCAGAAGCUCCAGUCCCCGGACAUCGGAGGCAACGAGUCCAGCAUCUACCUCAACUGCGUGCAGAAAUGUUACUGCAGGCCAAAGCGGGCUCAGCAGCACUCUUGCAGGAUGUCAGAGCUGUCCACCAUUACUCUGAGGCUGGCCCGCUCCACACUGCUGCUCAUCCCACUCUUUGGAAUCCACUACACGGUGUUCGCCUUCUCACCAGAGAAUGUCAGCAAGAGGGAGAGACUCGUGUUUGAACUGGGACUGGGCUCCUUCCAGGGCUUUGUGGUGGCCGUCCUCUACUGCUUCCUGAAUGGGGAGUUUCUCCCUAAAGGUGCAAUCCGAAAUAAAGAGAAAAUGGCGGAGCUGGAAAGUCAACCGGUACUUUGCUGUGGAUUUCAAGCACCGGCAUCCCUCCCUGGCCAGCAGCGGGGUGAACGGGGGCACCCAGCUGUCCAUCCUGAGCAAGAGCAGCUCGCAGAUCCGCAUGUCCAGCAUCAACGCCGAGAACCUGGCCACCUGAGCGGCCGCGGCCCGGCCGCCUCCUGCCCCGGCUGAAAGAGUGGCCUUGUGCGGUUGGGGCGGGGGGGGCGGCCGGGGCUCCCGAGGAUGUCUGAGUGGGGCUGAGUGUGUGAGUGAGUGGGAGCCGGGGAGCCCGGGUCUCCAGCGGAGGCCGCAAUGCUUGUCCCUUUGGAAGUGUUUGGGCUCUUCUCCCAUCCCCUUCCCCGUCCCUUGUAAAUAGAGCCGCCGAGCUGGGACUCCGGGCCCCCCACUCGCAGCCCGUGCCUGUCAAAGCCGUGUCCUCACUCACUUCUCGCAGCCUUGGUGAGGGGGGCACGGCUGCCAGGGAGCACUCGCUGCCAGGGAGCACGGCUGCCAGGGAGCACUCGCUGCCAGGGAGCACGGCUGCCAGGGAGCACUCGCUACCAGGGAGCACUUGCUGCCCUCCCCUCCUCGUGGGUCCCUGUGUAUGUGGGGGGCUCCAGCUCUCUCAGUGGCUUCCUCUCCCACAGGGGCCGAGGGCUCAGAUCCCCGGGCUGAACUCUUCAAAACUGGCAGCGGGUGAACGGGGAAUAUGGUGACUGUUCUAGCUUCCGGGGGUGAGGGAGGGGCAGGUAUGAGCUUUGAAGCCAGUGGGGGGGGUUGGCGCCUUUGGGAGGGAGAGCCCGAGCUCCCCGACUACCCCAGCCAGGUCCCGGGAGUGUGGGGGAUAUCCCUGCCCGCCUACGGCCCGGCCCAGGCUCUAUCUUCCCCGCUGCCAUUCUUGGAGUCCCUUAGCACCGAUUAGUGAUCGCCCUGCUUCUGAGCCACCCCCAGCCCCGCCAAGGAGCCCUCGCCCCUUAAAUCUAAGGCCGACUGGCCCGUCCCUUUGUGGUGUUGUCCAUCAGACCCGAGGGGCCUCCCCCUCCACCAGCAGCUGAGCCCGAGGGAAAGCCCCGGGGCAGGCCAGGCCAGGCCGGCUCCUUUCCCCCACAAGGUCCCCUACUUGUCCUCCAGGGCCUGGCUCCUUGUCCCCGAGGGCCCGGCUCCUUGUCCCUGAGGGCCCGGCUCCUUGUUCUCCAGGGCCCGGCUCCUUUUCCCCAGAGGACCCGGCUCCUUGUCCCUGAGGCUCCUUGUCCCCCGAGGGCCUGGCUCCUUGUCCCCCAGGGCCCAGCUCCUUGUCCUCCAGGGCCCGGCUCCUUUUCCCCAGAGGACCCGGCUCCUUGUCCCUGAGGCUCCUUGUCCCCCGAGGGCCUGGCUCCUUGUCCCCCAGGGCCCAGCUCCUUGUCCUCCAGGGCCCGGCUCCUUGUCCUCCGAGGGCCCGGCUCCUUGUCCCUGAGGCUCCUUGUCCCCCAGGGUCCGGCUCCUUGUCCCCCGAGGGCCCGGCUCCUUGUCCCCCAGGGUCCGGCUCCUUGUCCUCCAGGGCCCGGCUCCUUGUCCCCCAGGGUCCGGCUCCUUGUCCUCCAGGGCCCGGCUCCUUGUUCUCCAGGGCCCGGCUCCUUGUCCCCCAAGGGCCCGGCUCCUUGUCCCUGAGGCUCCUUGUCCCCCAGGGUCCGGCUCCUUGUCCUCCAGGGCCCAGCUCCUUGUCCCCCGAGGGCCCGGCUCCAUGCCAGGGCGAGGGCCGAGCCCCUGGAGCAGAUGCUGGGGCAGAGCUGGGCCUUCCCAAAGGCCUGGGCCUCCUCCUGCCUGCACGGAGCCUGCAGACCACCAGCCCCCCCUUGGCCCUUCCAUUCCCGGCUGUGCUGGGGCCAGCAGGAGGAGGUCGGGGCCUCGGGCCUGGCUGAGCUGCUUCCGGCCCGAGAUCGUGGGGCUCUCGAGGGACCAGGCCCGGCGGCGCCACUUUGGGGGGAGUCUGGAUGGCCGGAGCCCACCUGGAACCACAACCGACCAGGUUCCUCUCACUCAGCGCUCCUGGGCUGCCCGGAACCACGGAGUCUUGGGCGGGGCUGGGCCGAGUGUGGGAGAGAACGGCCCGGGGGCCGGAGCCAGGACACUCCGUCUGCCAGGAGCCCGGAGGAUCCGGCUCAUCCCUUCCACUGGUCACAGGGACACUAACCGUGGAAGGCCCGUGGGCUGAGCCGUGGGCACAGGACUUCCCGCCAACGGGCAGCGUUCCAGCUCCUCUGCCCCGGGAGCGCGUGGGGGCCCAGCUCCGGCCUAGCCGGGAGGGGAGGCCCCGUGGAUGGCCCAGAGGGAUGGCGCCCGCGGCCCCAGGACGUGGCCCCCCCGGCCAGUGCCAAGGCAUCCAUGGGUCUGCCCGUGCUCUCAGACCCUCCCGGAGAUCCGAGUGCCCUGGGGAAGGGGUGGGGCAGAACGGGGACCCCGAGCCGCUCCCGGCUGCCCCUGGGCCUCAGGCCCCCCCCCCCGCCCCCUAACGUGCUGCGGGCCCUCCGCCAGCAUUAAGGCUGGAUGGCGCGUCCCAGAGCUGGGAAAUCGCCGGAACCUUCUGCGCGCCAACUCCGAGGGGGCCCAGGCUCCCACAGCCGCGCUCCCGGACCCGCCUGGGCAGAGAACCCCGCGUCCCACCGCCCAGGGCUGGAGCGGCCCCAGCCCCUGGGACAAGGGCGAGCGUGCAGACCCCAGGGGCGGGAGACCUGCCCGGGCCCAGCUCCCGAGGAAAUGCCCUAAACCACUGCCUUCUGGACAUUGGGGGCACCACUGGUCUCCCCCAGACCUGGCUCAGACCCCCAAGAAGGGUCUUACAAUAAGGGGAAAGUGGAGGGGAACUCACCCCCCCCACACUCCUGGUUCUCUCCCUCCUCCCUGGGGGCCGCGGCUGCUCCCCGGUGUCACCCCCAGUGCCAUAAGGUCACUCCCUCCUCCCCGGGGGCCGCGGCUGCUCCUCGGUGUCACCCCCAGUGCUCAGUGCCCUCCAUCGCCUCUGAGAGCUUCGCUUGCCUCUGGAUGCUCCUGCCCCCCGCGCUCAGACCCCCCCCCACGUGCCGAGGAGCGCUCUCCGUCGCCCCCAAGCUGAGAGGGCCUGGGACAGCCUGCUCCGGGGGCACAGCGAAGUUAUGAGACCGCCCCCUCGGGGGCCGUGUGGUCCUGGACAAGUGGACAAGAGGACGGCCUCCAUCCGGGUCCCAGCCUGGACGCCGCGGGCUGUGUCCCCGGGGGGCGCCGAGGGAGCCCCCCGUUCCCGUGGGACUUUCACCAGCCGGAGCCUGGAGUGGCAGGCCAGACCGGGGCCUGAGCCCCCUCCCCGGGGCCGCUGCCCCCCGGCUCCCCCAUCCUCGGGCCUCCGGGCCAUUGUUCCCUGGCCUCCACCCCGGUGGAGAAGAGGCUGUGGGAGCCUGGAUCUGCCUCCACUGCGGACCAACCAGCUGGCCUUGGAACGAGUCACUGAACCAAGAUUUCUGCCCCUCAGGCUCAUGUGUGAAAUGGGGCUGGGAACGACAGCCCCCAGCAGCUGAGAGGCCUCCGGAGGGAACUGCCCCUCCGAAGCACCGGGCCAGGAAACGCCCCGGCCCAUGACCGCGGAGCUCUGUCGGGCCUGGGGGUCGUGCUGGGCCCCAGGACUGGAUCUCGCCAUCCCCACCCCGAGGAGGUCGGGAAGGCUCUAUCAGCCACGGAGCCCCGCCAGCAGCUGCUGGGAGGCGCGGAGGGAGCGGGGGUCUGGGGGGGCUCGGCGUAGGCUCUCGUGCUUAUCUUUGUGAAUAACUUCUUACUUCUGUAUCUGGGGGGAGGGGGAGAACAUGAGGGGUUCCACUGGGGGCACCCCCAAUCACCCCAGACCGUAGACCAGAGAGCCGUCACGAGGGCCCGUGGGGGACCCCUCUUCUCGCUCUCUUCCCUGCCCCCCCCGCCUCUGUCCUGUCCAGUGGAUAUCUGUCUUGCCGUGUUGGGAUUUCCAUGAGGGUUGGGGUCAUCUCGGGCAUCCAGCUUUUGUCCCCAGCUGGGGGGGGUUGGGGGGUUGGGGUCCCUUGUCUGUGGAUGUCAAACUCCUGGGCCCUGCUACAGCCUCCCGGAUGAACCCCGCGCGCCCCCUGGUGCUGCUGGGCUCUCCGAGGCCUCCCCCUUCUGUAGUUGGUUCAUUAAAUGUCUUCUCAUUUUCA